Vigna radiata var. radiata (mung bean) is the source of this 1143-nucleotide messenger RNA. Its product is annotated as bZIP transcription factor 44-like. Gene Ontology annotation, biological process: positive regulation of DNA-templated transcription. Gene Ontology annotation, molecular function: DNA-binding transcription factor activity; transcription cis-regulatory region binding. The transcript has a single exon. The coding region runs from base 468 to 905 and encodes 145 amino acids. The record is from RefSeq and is a predicted model, not a curated record. Gene Ontology annotation, cellular component: nucleus. NCBI's taxonomy places the organism in Eukaryota, Viridiplantae, Streptophyta, Magnoliopsida, Fabales, Fabaceae.
UUUUUGCUUUUUCCUCCUUUCAUUUGCUCUUAUGCUUUACUUUUCCAACCUUUGAUUUUGAAAACUAUUUUCUUUUUCAGUGUGUCUCCUAAUGAACAUCUUCUUCUAUAAAUUGCCCCUACUCACCUAUACAACUUCCCCUUCUCUUCUUCAUCUUUUUCUUUUCUACCUAUUCAUCUUCUCUUUCCAUCUUCAACCUUUGAUGAUAUCUGUAUGUUAAUGUUUCAAGUUCCCAGUGAAACCCUUGGUUCCGGUUUUAGGUUUAUGAUAAAUUCCUCCUUCAGACGCAGGACCCAGUUGGUUCAAUCUUUCUCUGUUGUCUUCCUCUACUGGUUCUAUGUUUUUUCAUUAAUCUCAUGUAUUAUAUAACUGACGUGUAAAUUAUCAGUGUCAUCUCUGGGUCCUGCGUCUUAGAAUUGUUUUUUCAUCUUUUUUUCGUUUCUGUACAAUAUCAUUCCAUCUUUUCCAUGGCAUCAUCAAGUGGAAACUCUUUUAUUUGCACUAAGAUUCAAAGCUCCGGCUCCGAAGGAGAUUUACAGGUUCUGACGUUGGACGAGAGAAAGAACAAGAGAAAACAAUCGAAUCGUGAAUCCGCGAGAAGAUCUCGGAUGCGAAAGCGUGACCACUUGGAAGACCUCAGGAAGCAAGUGUCAGAGUUCACAAAGGAGAACAUAGAAAUCAUGGCGACCAUAGACACGACCACACAACACUAUCUGAAAACCGAAGCAGAAAAUUGCGUUUUGAGGGCCCAGAUGGGUGAGCUUAACCAACGGCUCCAAUCUCUGAACGACAUCAUCGUGGACAUCAUCAACACAACCACCUCCUACGAAAGGGACUGUUAUCUAACAAGUUCAGAAUGUUUUAGCAACACGGUCUGUCUCAACCAACCUGUUUUUCAGUGGUGAAUUGUGUUGUUUGAAGCUAUGGACCUGAGAAGAAAGAAAGAAGAAAGUUGAAUGUAGUUUUGGUUAGGAAGUGGGAGAUGGGUAAGCAAAAUCUGUGCCAAGUGCUCGAUGAAAGGGACACACUCAUCUUCAACUGUGUCAGCUCGUGUUUACUUUCAUCCAAAUAAAGAUUUCAGUGCUCCUGUAAUUUAUAUUUACAUAUAUGUUAUUAAUGCAUCUACAUUGUCUCUGCUUUAAA